Molecule: messenger RNA, 375 nt
Organism: Dibothriocephalus latus
Lineage: Eukaryota; Metazoa; Platyhelminthes; Cestoda; Diphyllobothriidea; Diphyllobothriidae
Source: the annotation of a GenBank genome assembly
AUGGCAAUCGCCUCGGAUGACCUCUUCGUUUCCAGCCUCAUCUGCCUCCUCAGACUGCCUGUGAACUUCUUCUGCUGCCAAGUUGCUCUCAUCCCUGAGGCUGCCGCGGACUUAAACCUGCCCGCUUAUCGAAAACUAGCCGAGAAACUGGCCACGGCUGUGGGUGCGGCGGUACAGUUAGCAGUCCUGACCGAACACUGUGCCGAUCUCGCCCUCGUCGCGUUGGAAGCCGUGGAGAGCUGGCUGGAUGGUAGGUUGCUGUCUGGCGACAAGACCGCCGAAACUGUAUCCAUUUACUUGAAAGAAGCUAUUUAUGAUAUUUUAAAGGUUUCAUUUUCGCCAGCGCCCCUGUGUAUGCUUCUGACACGAUACUGA